Molecule: messenger RNA, 627 nt
Organism: Closterium sp. NIES-65
Lineage: Eukaryota; Viridiplantae; Streptophyta; Zygnematophyceae; Desmidiales; Closteriaceae
Source: the annotation of a GenBank genome assembly
AUGCCCAUUUUUUCUCUGCACCCAUCUCCCCACCACCCUCCCUCACCCCUCUUCCCCAACCCUCUCCCCCACCCCUCUCCCUCACCCCUCUCCCCCAACCCUCUCCCCCACACCUCACCCCCAUCUCUCUCCCCCACCCGCUUGCCCCAACGGCCUCUACCCACCCGUCUCCCCUGCCCUGCUUUCCCGCACCUCUCCCCCACUCUCCGCACGCCCCACCCUUACCCCUCUCUGCCACGCCUCUCUCCCAACACUUCCCUAAACCUCUUUCCCAAGCCUCUCCCUCAAACCUCUCGCCCAACCCGCUCCCCAACCCCUUUUCCCCCACGCCUCCCGCCUGUGCCUCCCCUCCACGCUUCCUUCCAACACCUCCCCCUCUCACGCCUUGGCCACACGCCUCUCCCCCACCGUCUUCCUCCCCCAUGCCCUGAUCCUGCCAGGAGGAGUCAGCUGGCGAGGAGGCAGUGGGAUCCAGUGGCUAGCGCAAGUCAAUGGGGGGAGUGGGGUGAAGACAAGGCAGUGCCGGGCCUAUUCAGCAGGCGCAAGGCCAAGAUGACCACUAUUAUCACGUCUCCCUCUGGGCACUUGGCAUUUUCUCUGGCAGGCAGUGUGCUCCGCCUCCUCUGA